Zonotrichia leucophrys gambelii is the source of this 2639-nucleotide messenger RNA. RefSeq names its product aurora kinase B (gene AURKB). The record is from RefSeq and is a predicted model, not a curated record. NCBI's taxonomy places the organism in Eukaryota, Metazoa, Chordata, Aves, Passeriformes, Passerellidae. The coding region runs from base 54 to 1049 and encodes 331 amino acids. Gene Ontology annotation, biological process: regulation of cytokinesis; protein phosphorylation; mitotic spindle organization. The transcript is spliced from 9 exons. Gene Ontology annotation, molecular function: protein kinase activity; ATP binding. Gene Ontology annotation, cellular component: kinetochore; spindle pole centrosome; chromosome passenger complex.
CGCGGGGCAAAUUUGAAGCAGCGGCGGCGGCGGCGACAGCGAAGGGCGGCGGGAUGGCACAGAAGGAGAACGUGGCCCCCCCCAGCCUGAGCAAGAGUUUGGUGCCCCCUCCCCUGCGGGUGCCCUGCAAGGACCCCCCGGGCUCGGAGCCCCUCGGGAAGGCCCGGCCAGCAGCCGGACGGGUGCCCCUGGAGCCCAGCGUGGUGCCAGCCUCGCCCCCACCCGCCCACUCGUUCUCAUUGGAGGAUUUCGAGGUGGGGCGCCCGCUGGGCAAGGGCAAGUUUGGCAACGUGUACCUGGCACGCGAGCGGCGCUCGGGGUUCCUGGUGGCCCUCAAGGUGCUCUUCAAGAGCCAGGUGGAGAAGGAGGGCGUGGAGCACCAGCUGAGGAGGGAGAUCGAGAUCCAGGCACACCUCAGACACCCCAACGUUCUCCGGCUCUACAAUUACUUCCACGACCGGCGCCGCGUCUUCCUCAUCCUCGAGUACGCGCCCAGGGGGGAGCUGUACAAGGAGCUGCAGCGCUGCCACCGCAUGGACGCCACCAGGACGGCCACGCUGAUGGAGGAGCUGGCGGACGCGCUGCUGUACUGCCACGGGCGCAAGGUGAUUCACCGCGACAUCAAACCCGAGAAUCUCCUGCUCGGCCUCAAGGGGGAGCUCAAGAUCGCGGAUUUCGGGUGGUCGGUGCACGCCCCGUCCCUCAGGCGCCACACGAUGUGCGGCACGCUGGAUUACCUGCCGCCGGAGAUGGUGGAGGACCGAGGCCAUGACGAGAAGGUGGACCUGUGGUGCCUGGGGGUGCUGUGCUACGAGCUGCUGGCCGGGCACCCGCCCUUCGAGAGCGCCUCCACCAACGACACCUACCGCAGGAUCAGGCAGAUUGACCUGCACUUCUCCCCGCACAUCCCAGAGGGCGCUCGCGAUCUGAUCCAGCGGCUGCUGCGGCGGGAGCCGGGAGAGCGCCUGAGCCUGAGGGGGGUGCUGGGACACACCUGGGUCAGGAACCAUUCCAGGAGGGUGUUACCGCCUGGGUACUGUCCAUCCUGACCCCUGAGUGACCACUGAGUGACCACUGACCCCUGUCCUGAGUGACCAUCCCCACCCUGACCAUCACUGACCAUCACUGACCAUGGCAGAGCCGGGAGAGCGCCUGAGCCUGAGGGGGGUGCUGGGACACACCUGGGUCAGGACCCAUUCACGGAGGGUCCUGCCCCCUGGGUACUGUCCAUCCUGACCUCUGACCCCUCCGGACACUGCCCUGAGUGACCCCUGAGUGACCAUCCCCACCCUGACCAUCCCUGACCAUCACUGACCAUGGCAGAGCCGGGACAGCGCCUGGGCCUGAGGGGGGUGCUGGGACACACCUGGGUCAGGACCCAUUCCAGGAGGGUCCUGCCCCCUGGGUACUGUCCAUCCUGACCCCUGAGUGACCACUGACCACUGCCCUGAGUGACCAUCCCCACCCUGACCAUCCCUGACCAUCACUGACCAUGGCAGAGCCGGGAGAGCGCCUGAGCCUGAGGGGGGUGCUGGCACACACCUGGGUCAGGAACCAUUCCAGGAGGGUCCUGCCCCCUGGGUACUGUCCAUCCUGACCCCUGAGUGACCACUGACCCCUCCGGACACUGCCCUGAGUGACCAUUGAGUGACCAUCCCCACCCUGACCAUCCCUGACCAUCCCUGACCAUCCCUGACCAUCGCUGACCAUCACUGAUCAUCACUGACCAUCCUUGACCAUCCCCGAUAGUGACCCCUCAGUGACCAAUGACCAUCCCUGAUAGUGACCUCUGAGUGACCACUGACCAUCACUGACCAUCACUGACCAUCCCUGACCAUCCCUGACCAUCCCUGAUAGUGACCAUUGAUCACUGACCCCUCUGGACACUGCCCUGAGUGACCACUGACCAUCCCUGAUAGUGACCAUUGAUCACUGACCCCUCUGGACACUGACCAUCCUCCCCCAAGUGACCAUUGACCAUCCUUGGUAGUGACCAUUGACCAUCCCUGAGAGUGACCAUUGACCACUGACCAUCACUGACAGUGACCCCUGAGUGACCACUGACCCACCCUGACCAUCACUGACCAUCCUUGACCAUCACUGACCUUCACUGACAGUGACCAUUGACCCCUGACCCCUCCGGACACUGCCCUGAGUGACCACUGACCAUCCCUGACAGUGACCAAUGACCCCUGACCCCUCCGGACACUGCCCUGAGUGACCACUGACCAUCCCUGACCCCUCCAGCACCCUCCUGGCACUGCCCACUUGACCUUUGACCCUUUGGACACUGCCCACUGACCUUUGACCCCUCUGGACACUGCCCACUUGACCUUUGACCCCUUUGGACACUGCCCAUUGACCUUUGACACUCCCCAAACCCAAAUUUGGGGGAGGGGCUAAGGAUGCCCCGCCCCCAUUUUGGGGUUGCCCCACCCCAACUAUUUGAAGCCACGCCCCCAUUGUUCAAAGCCACGCCCCCAUUGUUCAAAGCCCCGCCCCCAUUGUUCAAAGCCACGCCCCCAUUGUUCAAAGCCACGCCCCCAUUGCUGGAAGCCACACCUCCAUUAUUUGAAGCCCCGCCCCCAUUGUUGGAAGCCCCGCCCCCUUGUUGGAAGCCCCGCCCUCUGUUAUUUGGG